GUUCACUCAAGUUCUCGUUCUAAACAACAACUGCAGUCGACUAGAAGUCCGCAGAAAGCACAAACAUAUCAUGGAAUUUUUGUUAAUAUUGUUGGCCUUAAUAACAUUGGCCUAUUUUGCGAUACGACGACAUUACAGCUAUUUUGAGCAACGUAAUGUGGUCUACGAAAAACCCAAUAUAUUCUUGGGCAAUAUGCAUCAAGUGGGCAAAACGCAACCUUUAAAGCAGCCCUUUUACGAUUUCUAUCAAAAGUUCAAGGGCAAGGCCUUGUUUGGUGGUUUCUAUUUGAGUUUACGUAAAGCUGUUAUACUAUUGGAUUUGAAUCUGAUACAACAGGUGUUAAUAACCGAUUUUAAUGAUUUUGCUGCUCGUGGCAAUUACUACAAUGAAAAAGAUGAUCCGCUCUCGGGCCAUUUGUUCAAUUUGGAUGGUCCCAAAUGGAAAAGAAUGAGAGCAAAAUUGACUCCCACUUUUACCUCGGGUAAAAUGAGAUUUAUGUUUCCCUGUGUAGUAGAAGUGGGUCAGAGGUUUGUGCAAGUACUCUCUCAGCUGUUGGAGAACAAUAAUAAUACAGAAGAAGGUUUGGAAAUACGCGAGCUAUUGGCUCGUUUUACCACCGAUGUCAUAGGUUCCUGUGCUUUCGGUUUAGACUGCAACAGCCUAAAAGAUCCUAAUACUCAAUUUCGUUUAAUGGGUAAAAAAGCUUUUACCACACGUCGUCAUGGCCGUCUAGUAUUUUCCUUUGCUCAAGCUUAUCCCCAUCUCGCCCGUAAAUUGGGCAUAGCCUUGGCUCCUCAAGAUGUUACGGACUUUAUGAUGAAUGUUGUCAAACAAACGGUGGAGUAUAGGGAACGUGAAAAGAUUCAUAAAAAUGAUUUUAUGAAUUUAUUAAUUGAAUUGAAAAAUCGCAAUGAUACCGAGGGUUUGUCUUUGGAGGAAAUAGCUGCUCAGGCGUUUGUUUUCUUUUUGGCCGGUUUCGAGACUAGUUCCAGUACCAUGGGUUUUGCUUUAUAUGAAAUGGCAGUGAAUCAGCAUAUUCAAAAGAAGGCACGGCGGGAGAUUAAUGAUGUUCUGAAGAAAUAUAAUAAUGAGUUGACGUAUGAAGGAGUUAAGGAACUGAAGUAUCUGCAGCAAGUAUUAUUUGAAACCAUGCGAAAAUACUCCAUCGCUUCCAUCACCAUGCGUAAAGCUCUCAACGAUUACAAAGUACCCAACUCUCCCCAUACCAUCGAAAAAGGAAUGGUUAUCAUUAUACCCAUAGAUGCCAUACAUCAUGAUCCGGAUAUUUACCCCAAUCCCUCAGAAUUUAUACCCGAACGUUUCACACAAGAAGAAAUUGCCAAAAGACAUUCAAUGUCUUGGCUGCCAUUUGGUGAGGGACCACGUAAUUGCAUAGGCCUAAGAUUUGGUAAAAUGCAGGCUAUGAUUGGUUUAGCUUUGCUAUUGAAAAAUUUCAAUUUUACUUUAUCGCCCAAAACACCAGUGCCAUUGGAAUAUGACGAGAAAUCGUUUGUGUUGACCGCAAAGGGAGGAAUAUUUUUAAAGUUAGAAAAGGUACAGGAAUAGGAGGGAAAGGGGAGAAAUUUUAAGCUUGUGAUAAGUUGUGGUAAAUGUGGUAAAGUAUUAUUAUAAUUGGUAGUAGUUUAGUAGUUAAAAUCAAUUUUAGCAGAACAUUUUAUAAUUAUAUGAAAAUUUUUAAUUUUAAGACAAAACUUUAUAAAGUUAUAAUUAAAACAGUGCUUAUAAAUAAAAUUGCAUUUAUGUUAAAUAAA
This is a messenger RNA of Lucilia sericata (common green bottle fly), 1773 nucleotides long. Its product is annotated as cytochrome P450 6a8-like. The transcript has 2 exons. Bases 71 to 1567 code for a protein of 498 amino acids. The record is from RefSeq and is a predicted model, not a curated record. Lineage: Eukaryota; Metazoa; Arthropoda; Insecta; Diptera; Calliphoridae. Gene Ontology annotation, molecular function: iron ion binding; oxidoreductase activity, acting on paired donors, with incorporation or reduction of molecular oxygen; monooxygenase activity.